AUGUCCUAUGGCACAAAUAACAUAUCAUUGAUAAAGAUGGUACCUUUCAAAGAUGUGAUAGUCUAUGGAAGAGUGGAAUAUGACCACCAAGUAACGCUAUAUGCAAGGUUUGUAAUCAAACAUGUCUUCCAGGUGCUCCCAUUGACCUCUGAAGAUGCGUCUGUUCGCUCCGGAAACAUAUACUUCAUUGAGAAGACUAAUGAAGCCAGUUAUGAAGCCAACUUACUUAAUAGAGUAAAUGAAACAGUGAAGACAAGAGGUCUUACUGAGCCUUACACAAGCUACUCUCACUUUGAUGGCAAGUGGAUGUACAGGCUGUUGUUCAGCACCAAAGAGCCUUUCAAAGCAUUGCUUCAGGCAAAGAUAAUCAAUGACACUAUUGUUGGCACGGCCAUCUAUGUGAACAUUGCCGAGCCGCCAUCUGAAUGUCCGCCAUUGGUUGAAGGUUUUUGUGUCAAAGGAUAUGUUCGCGUAUAUGAUAGACGUGCCAAUCGGUGUAUACACUAUGAUGGGUGUACCAAGUCUGGUCCAUGCGUCGAUGACAUUCCAAUAUGUGUUCCAGGCUACGAUCUAGUAUCGAUACCAUCACGACCAAAUGGUUGUAACAUGUAUUAUUGUGAUCCAUCAUAA
Messenger RNA from Acytostelium subglobosum LB1, 630 nucleotides. RefSeq lists its product as hypothetical. The transcript has 2 exons. The record is from RefSeq and is a predicted model, not a curated record. Lineage: Eukaryota; Evosea; Eumycetozoa; Acytosteliales; Acytosteliaceae. The coding region runs from base 1 to 630 and encodes 209 amino acids.